GGAUCAGACAUUUCUUUGUGACUUGACUUUAGGCUGACUUCCUUGUCCGACUGCUGCGGGACUCUGAGCUCCUCUUUAAUUUGCUCUUUGCUCCCUUGGCUGGAUUUACUGUUCUGUAACUUUCUAGCGCCCCACUCACUUCUCUCAUCAUGCUCUUCCAUUGUUUUCUUCUAACGGGAGCUCUGCUCUCAUUGGCUGUACCUACUAUGGUCGCCAUCGAGACGUGUCCAGCAAUGCCAGGAAUGCCAGGCAUUCCCGGGCUUCCUGGCAGAGAUGGUCGUGAUGGUGAGAAAGGAGAAAAAGGAGAUCCAGGAGAAGAAAGGAGCUAUGGGUCCGGGUUUCAGAAGGGCAUGAAGGGUGAUCCAGGGCAAAGUGGACCUCCUGGCAAGCGUGGCCCAUCAGGAGAACCAGGAGAACCAGGCCCUGAAGGGAUUCCUGGGCCUCCAGGGGAGCCGGGAGAAGCUUGGUCCUCUGCAGCUCAACCAAUGGCAGCCUUCAGUGUGGCCAGAAUGACAUCUGAAUUUCCUGACAAAGCCAGCACCAUCCGGUUCACCAAAGUCAUCACUAACAUCCAGGAUGACUACAACACAGAAACGGGACACUUCAGGUGUCGCGUUCCUGGGAUGUACUACUUCGUUUUUCAUGCUACUCUGGGAGACAAACUCUGCGUGUUGAUGAAGCUGGAUGACAACCUGCUGACAUCGUUUUGUGAUCCUCGUCGCAGGAAACAGGUGACUUCGGGAGGCCUUUCAGUUUACCUCUCCCAGGGUCAGGAGGUUUGGCUGGAGACCAAAGACCAGAGAGGGAUGACAGGGGGUCCCAACGGCUACAGCAUCUUCUCCGGUUUCCUGUUGCACCCUUACUGACCCUCAGGAGGGAAGACUGGUCACAUUUUGAUGACAGAAUGAAAGUUCUUGGUACUUUUUUUGUUUGUUUUUCUAACUUGUUCAGAUUCUAUUGAAAAAGAAAGACAAAUUGGGACAAUUAAAACCAUCUUUUGUAACAGAUAAUCAGGUGUGAUAAAUGAGAAAAAAAAUGAAGCUUUACCGCUUGAUUUGCUCUGCAGUGUUAGAUUUAUUACCACCAUGUCACCAGUAAAAAGAUUUUUUG
This is a messenger RNA of Cyprinodon variegatus (sheepshead minnow), 1110 nucleotides long. RefSeq names its product complement C1q subcomponent subunit C-like. Bases 150 to 866 code for a protein of 238 amino acids. Gene Ontology annotation, molecular function: protein binding. The record is from RefSeq and is a predicted model, not a curated record. NCBI's taxonomy places the organism in Eukaryota, Metazoa, Chordata, Actinopteri, Cyprinodontiformes, Cyprinodontidae. The transcript has 7 exons.